Molecule: messenger RNA, 1602 nt
Organism: Culex quinquefasciatus (southern house mosquito)
Lineage: Eukaryota; Metazoa; Arthropoda; Insecta; Diptera; Culicidae
Product: translocon-associated protein subunit alpha
Exons: 3
Coding region: 171-1046 (291 amino acids)
Cellular component (GO): endoplasmic reticulum membrane; endoplasmic reticulum
Source: RefSeq, a predicted model, not a curated record
UCCACGUGAACUGACGUUUUCUUCCACCGCCGCAGUUCGCAGCAGUCCAAGUCGGCUUCUUUGCGUGUGCUGGGUUGGCCAUUCGAUUUCAUCCUCCCGUCGGAGCAGAGUACAAGUUCCGCGAAAAGUUGUGAUUCAAAGUGACCCCGCGCCAGUGAUUAUCCGUGAACAUGAAGAGUCUGUUGAUUUUUGCCCUGCUGGUUCUGCCAGCGGUUCUGCUCACCGUGGACGGUGGUUCCCGGUUGAUGGCCCACGCUGCCGAAGAUGAAUUGGACGAGGAACUGGACGUGGAGGUUGAGGGAGAGGACGCGUCGGUGACGGGCCAGGCUGAGGAAACGGAAACGGACGACGAGCCGGAAACGACGAAAUCCCCGGACGCCGAUACGUUCCUGUUGUUUACCCGUCCGCUGCACUCCGCUGGUUCCGGAUCGCAGUUUGAGCUUCCGGCCGGCUACCCGGUUGAGUUCCUGGUCGGAUUCGCCAACAAGGGAAGCGACGAUUUCAUCGUGGAAACCGUCGAGGCUUCGUUCCGCUAUCCGAUGGACUUUAACUACUUCAUCCAGAACUUCUCGGCCAUCGCGUACAACCGCGAGAUCAAGCCCGGCCACGAAGCGACCGUUUCGUACUCGUUCCUGCCAUCGGAAUCGUUCGCCGGACGUCCAUUCGGGCUGAACAUUGCGCUGAACUACCGCGACGCCAGCGGCAACCAGUUCUCGGAGGCCGUCUUCAACGAAACCGUCUCGAUCAUCGAGGUCGACGAGGGUCUGGACGGCGAGACGUUCUUCCUGUACGUGUUCCUGGCCGCCGUCGUGGUGCUGCUGCUUGUCCUCGGCCAGCAGUUCCUCGGUUCGUACGGCAAGCGCAAGCGAUCGCCGGCGGUGCGCAAGACCGUUGAAACCGGAACCACCAACACCAAGGACGUCGACUACGAGUGGAUCCCCGCGGAGACGCUCAAGAAGAUCCAAAACUCCCCCAAGGGCGGCAAAGUGUCCCCCAAGCAGAGCCCCCGGCAGCGAAAGGCAAAGCGGGCCGUCGGAGACGACUAAAUCGCGACUCUCGCGAUCCUAACUCAUCGCAUCCAUCGCAUCAACGGUUUGGAUGAAUCCGCAGCGGCAGCAGCAGCAACUCUCCGUGAGAUUACCUAUUAAGUGUGCGAUCGGCGGUUUCUCAAAUCCAAACAAGUUUCAAAUCAGAACAGGUCGAAAUGCACACACACAUACGUUUAAGUUAAGCCGUUUUCCCUGAGGACGACCUUUUUUUUGUUUCUUAAGUUUUCCCCUUUCCCCGCGCAAAAAAAACGUAGUUAAUUAGUUCGUUUCGUUUAAACAUUCAUCUCUUGCAAAACAAAAUAUCCCUCCUUUUUUACCCCCAAGUGUGAGAGCGAGACUGCAGCGUUUUUCCGCGAAAGAAAACGCUGAGAAUUAUUUCCCCUUAAUACCCGAGGACGCGGCUUCAUUACUGGAAGUGUGCGGAACUAGUAGGUGUGUCCUUUGAAGAGAGAAGAGUGUGUUUUUUUUCGCUUAAAUUAUUUUACAAUUUUGUGAAGAAGAAAAGAAAAAAAAUAUGGGAAGAACAAACAAGACCGUGUAAGAAAAACGAAAA